GGGCCCAGGAAAGACUCAGAGCCUGACUUCAGCCGCCCUCCUCAUACUCUAUCCUCUCUGCCCGCCCUUGCUUUCUACCUCCUUCUCCUUCUCCUCCCCCAUCAUACGCGUCGGCUGAGCUGGCUUGGUCCCACCCUAUCCUCACCCCCUCCAUUCCCCGCUUGCUAGUCACGCUUAGUUGGCGCGACGGCGACAGCGAAGACAGCAACGACCACAAGCCGGGGGCUAUCACCACUAACUCUAUAUACAUGUCAGCGAGUAACCACCCUCCACUGGCUGUUGGUUCCCACCGCCACAGUCAGAUUCAAAGGCAGGGUGAUGCCAGCGCGAGUACAAGCAAUACUCUGUCCAGUGCUGCUGCUGCGGCACGACGCGAACGUGAACAUGUCCUUGAGACCAGCACCAUCAAGCAUCGUUCCAAGACAGACGAGGGACGGUGGAUCAAUACGUACUUGAUCAAGAAGCAGCUGGGAAAGGGUCAACAUGGGGACGUUUACUUGGCGUAUGACCAUAGAGAUCCAGAGCAUCCUCAACCAGUGGCUGUCAAACAGAUGCGGCGCAAAAACAAGCAGGACAAAUACAACAACCUUAGGCGGUCUCCGCUUCCUUCGUCUCCUCAUACAGGUCUUGCAGACCAUGUCAGUGCUACAGAGUACAAGAUACGCAAGGAGAUUGCGAUCAUGAAGAAAAUCAACCACCCUCAUGUUGUCAGGCUCUUAGAAGUCAUUGACGAUAGGAUGGACGAAAGAAUCUACAUGGUCAUGGAAUACCUUGGUGGCGGCGAGAUCAAAUGGCGGACUACAGACAAUGAGCCCGCGCUGCGAGUAGACCAAGUACGGCGGAUAUGUCGAGAUGUCAUCCUCGGCCUAGAAUAUCUGCAUAAACAAGGUAUCAUUCACCGCGACAUCAAACCUGCCAACCUCCUCUGGACGGAAGACAGACGCAUGGUGAAGAUUGCCGACUUCGGCGUGUCACAUUACUCUUACGCCCUACAUUCAUCUCAUGAUGGCACCAUUCCACCCGAAGAAGAUCCCCUGCUCAAGGAUGACUCGGGCUUGACAAGGUUCGCAGGCACACCGAUGUUCCUCGCUCCAGAGAUCGUCGAAGGCAAUAUAGGUUCUACGGGUGAUGGUGUAAAUGGUGCCGACGGCGCCGAAUCUAGCAGUACUCUGAACCAACAACCUCCGGCAACGACUUCUCUUCCUCAACUCCCUUCACCAUCAGAGUCCGGGACGGUCACGCCGGCCCCUCCUCGCAAGUCCAAUAUCACAAAGGCAAUUGAUGUCUGGGCGUUUGGCGUGACACUGUAUGGCUUGCUGUUUGGCAAGAUGCCGUUCAUGGUAGAGGGUGGAACUGAGUUCCAGAUUUAUCAUGCCAUUCGGAAUCUGGAUUGGAACGUGCCUGAGACCAUGGGGUCUGACAGGAUCCCAGUCGGUGGAAGGAGGCAGAGGAAACCUAGAAAGGGAGAAGAGACGGAGGGAUAUCUUGUUGUGGAUUUGUUGGAGAAGCUGCUAGAGAAAGACGCUAAUAAGCGGAUUACAUUGGAAGGGAUCAAGAAGCAUCCUUGGAUCCUACGAGACAUGUCCGAAGCUGAUGCCCAGAACUGGGUGUCUGGCACUCGUAAAGAGGAGCCUGGCGCGCGUACACCCACAGAAGACGAGACCAGGGGUGCUGUCACCAAGAUCAUCUUCUCUUACAUCGAGAAGGGCAAACGUAUAUUUCGUCUCCUUCGUCCGCCGCGUCCGAACCCGUCAGCCGCGUCCCGUCGCAUGAACUCUCCUCGGCGAAGUCGAUCUCGCAAAGGCAAGGAAGUAGGGGUGCAAAGUGCCCCUUCCAUGGGAUUGCAUCGACAUCGCAGUAGUGCAGAGGUCAUUGCGAGGGAACGACAAAAGAAGGAUAGACUGCUGAGGGCGCAGGUUUCAAAGGCUCAGCUUAGGAAAGUUCAAACCCCACCGCCGAUUGAUAUUGGGACGUCAAGUAGUCGGAGUAUUGCCACCACGAAGUCGGCCAAGUCUUCAACAACUCAGGGCUCACAAUUUGAAGCCUUUCCGAUGUGGAACGAUGGCGGUUCGCGGAAAAAUCGACGUGGAUCUGUGACGAGUCGAGGGACCUUGGAUUCAUUGCAAGUUCCUUCCUCUUCACUUUCGCGGUCUCGUUUGGCUUCGCCACAACCUCUAACGCCGAACAGUCUUACAGCAGGCUCAGCUUCAUCAAGCCAAGUCCCUAGUCCAAUAAGUUAUGAUGUGUCUCCUCAAUCAACACCUAUAGAGGAACGUCCCAGAAGUCGUGCGUCCAUCUCGAGCAUGUUUAGCUGGCUCCGACUCAAUCGCUCAUCCACAUUUUUUGGUCCUUCCCCUCAAGGUGCCGAAAGCGAAGCUGAAGCCGAAGCCAGCUCGGCCACACUCCCCGUUCCGGUCUCCAAUUCCUCUCCUUUUAGACACUCCCAUGAUGUCAGACAUUCAAUUUCACUGUCACAACGACGAAGCGCGGAUGUGUUUGGUGGUGGGGGCGUUGGAAAUGGGAGAGCUUAUUCGAGACAGAGUAGUGGAAGUGACGGUCUAGCUCUAGCGGUACGUGCGUCCAGUUGGGGAGAGUUUGAGGAGUACGCGAGGCCGUCGGAAGAUCAUACAAGUCUGUACUCGGAAGGAGUGGAUAACGAGACGUAUCUCGUGGGUGCUGGUGGCGUCGCACGCUCGCCGGUUUCUUCGUUACCUACCAGCGGAGCCCUCAGCCGAGUGUCAUCAAGCAUCUCGUUAGGCCCUUCUGCUUUGUCGGCUGCACAGAUGCUCCUUCAUAGGAGUGACCGGGAAGGCGGCGACUUACCCUCUGCUCCUGAUCCUGCGAGUCAAGAUCCUAGCAUUCUUCAACGACAAGGACAAUAUCGUUCUCCUGGGCAUUCUUCAGUUACCAGCCCGUUGUCACGGCCUUUGUAUUCUCGCGGCGAUUCAGGUUAUUCGGACCAGCAGUCUCUUGCUUACCCGUCGGUGUUCGAUGAAGACGACGAAGGAUCGAGUUUGAAUCACUCUGGUCAGGAGACACCUUUGGAAACGGCGUUCCAACCGAGUACGAGUCAGUUGUACCAGGAGGAAGAUGAGGAGAGCUCUGAUGAUAGUGAGGAGAACUUCCCGUUGGAGGUGAAGACACGAAGACCAUCUGUGACUAUGUCAGAAGCUUCAUCCCCGCCACCUCGUCGUCGACGGUCCGAGUCGAGAUCGACGAUGGCGCCGCCAGCGCCGCCACCUAGGAUGAGUAGUGAACGUUCGGAACGGAGCGAGCGGACAGUGGUUUGUUCAUAGCGAGGCCUUGCGUUCGUCUAUCUAUCGCGGGCCAAUCAUUCGAUCUGGAAAAAAGGACGGUCUCAUGCGUUGAUUUAUUGUUUUUUCUUCUACUUCUACUUCCUUCUCCGUCCUUCAGCUUCAUCGCGCCUCAUGAUGUCAUGUUCUUUUUUCUUACAUAGAGAACCUCCCGGACUGACUCCCCUCAUCGCAUCCCUUAUCGCAUUCCCUCUAUCCCUCAUCAUCAUCCUCAUCCUCCUGCUUGCCUCCUUCACUCAUAGAAGUUCCAUUUCUCUUCACCAUUUUGUUGUACAACAGCCACGUUCGGAUUCCUUCGUUCACCUUCCCAUCUUCCAUCCAUCCACCCACCGCACCAUCAGGUUACCCUAUAUUCUAUACUUCUACCUUGCCUUUUUCUCUCCCCUUACCGUAUUUGCGCCUACUCAUCUCACCACUCUACAUCUUUUUUUCUUACAUUCCCACUAUUCUCAUCAAUCAGGCUCAGGCCGACCCUCACCCCCACCCCCACCCUGCUGUAGCAAUGUCAUCGUAGUCUGGAAAUAUAGAAUUAGUUUUUGCACGGACAGCUGCCGUGCAAGAAAGAGU
Somion occarium is the source of this 3881-nucleotide messenger RNA. The record is from the annotation of a GenBank genome assembly. Lineage: Eukaryota; Fungi; Basidiomycota; Agaricomycetes; Polyporales; Cerrenaceae.